Chaetomium globosum CBS 148.51 is the source of this 327-nucleotide messenger RNA. RefSeq lists its product as uncharacterized. The record is from RefSeq and is a predicted model, not a curated record. Lineage: Eukaryota; Fungi; Ascomycota; Sordariomycetes; Sordariales; Chaetomiaceae. The coding region runs from base 1 to 327 and encodes 108 amino acids. Gene Ontology annotation, molecular function: glutathione disulfide oxidoreductase activity. Gene Ontology annotation, biological process: cellular response to oxidative stress. The transcript has 2 exons. Gene Ontology annotation, cellular component: cytoplasm; nucleus.
AUGGAAGCCGCACAGAAGAAAGCCCAGGCCUUGAUCGACGAAAAUGCCGUCAUGAUCUUUAGCAAGUCGUACUGCCCUUACUGCCGCGACGCCAAGAGUGUCUUCAGCACCCGGGACGUCAAAUACAAGGCGGUCGAGCUCAACCAGAUGGACGACGGCGACGAUAUCCAGGACGCUUUGCAGAAGAUGACCGGCCAGCGCACCGUCCCCAACAUCUUCAUCGGUGGCACUCACAUUGGAGGGAGUUCGGAUCUCAACAACGUCGUCUCUAGCGGCAAGGAUGGAAAGUCGAUCGACGUGUUGUUGAAGGAGGCUGGUGCUCUGUGA